CAACCUUAGACCCAAUAAUCUGUACCUUAUAGAACAAUUAUCUCCAAUUCAUCUUCUCCAAAUAAUCUGAAUAGAGAGAGAAAAAUAGAGGAGAAAGAAAAUGGUGAAAAUGGGUACAUUCUUCGCGAUGUCAUUGGGUGCUUUCGCCUUCUGGCAAUCUAUGGACAAAGUUCAUGUUUGGAUCGCUCUUCAUCAAGAUGAAAAGAGAGAACGAGAGGAGAAGGAAAUGGAGAUCAGGAGAGUGAGGGAAGAGCUCAUGCAACAAGCGAAGCAAAGGGAUUCUGUUGCAUAAUUUUUAUAGCUUACAUGGAGCUAUCUGUAUUUUGCUGUUAUCCUUGAGUGUUUUUAUUCUGACUUUUGAUCAACUUAUCAUAAAUUGCAUUCUGAUAAAUCGAUGGAAGAUUCCUGUCGUAAACAAAGUACUGCGUUGAGCUUAUAAAAUAUUCAAUGGCAAGUACACUGGUAUUUUUUUCACGGAUUAUUGGCAAAAUUUCAGAUUUGCUUCUUGUGUCU
This is a messenger RNA of Chenopodium quinoa (quinoa), 513 nucleotides long. RefSeq lists its product as uncharacterized. NCBI's taxonomy places the organism in Eukaryota, Viridiplantae, Streptophyta, Magnoliopsida, Caryophyllales, Amaranthaceae. Bases 101 to 292 code for a protein of 63 amino acids. The record is from RefSeq and is a predicted model, not a curated record. The transcript has 2 exons.